Messenger RNA from Leptosia nina, 2007 nucleotides. NCBI's taxonomy places the organism in Eukaryota, Metazoa, Arthropoda, Insecta, Lepidoptera, Pieridae. The record is from the annotation of a GenBank genome assembly.
AUGCCUGACGCGGAGAUGGGCGGGACGGUCGAGAAGGUUCGCGUUGUGGUGCGCCUGCGCCCUAUGGAUCAGCGGGAAAAAAUUGAUGGCGCAUGCAAUUGUGUGUCAGUUGAUACCGUGAACAGCACGAUAGCAGUCACGCGCAGCAACAUUUCGCCGCCAGAGCCGCCGAGGAUUUACGCGUACGAUGCCGUCUUCGACAGCAACACAAGUCAGAUGGACAUUUACCUCCAAACAGCAAGUCCAAUUGUGGCGGAGGUCCUCAAAGGCUACAAUGGCACAAUAUUCGCGUAUGGGCAGACGGGAACCGGAAAGACCUAUACAAUGGCUGGGAGUAAUUCUGCGCCUGAGUUGAGAGGGAUCAUACCGAACUCUUUCGCUCAUAUCUUCAGUCACAUAGCGAAAGCUAAGGAUGAUGAGAAAUUUUUGGUAUGCGUGACAUAUCUGGAGAUUUACAAUGAGGAGGUUCGCGAUUUGCUCGGAAACAACCCCCACCAGAGUUUGGAGGUGAAGGAGAGGCCCGACAUAGGAGUGUUUGUCAAGGAUCUCACUGGUUACGUGGUCCACAACGCUGAUGAAUUAGAAAAGAUUAUGGCAGUAGGCAACAAGAACCGCCAUAUUGGUGCGACUGCGAUGAACAUAGAGAGCUCUCGCUCGCACGCCAUAUUCUCUAUCACUGUCGAAAGCAGUAAGAAGGGGGAGGACGGCAAGAUGCACGUGAAGAUGGGGAAACUGCACCUUGUUGACUUGGCGGGUUCUGAGAGACAGAGCAAGACACAAGCGACCGGAACUAGGUUGAAAGAGGCGACGAAAAUCAACCAAUCCCUCUCAGUGUUGGGUAAUGUUAUAUCAGCGCUGGUGGAUGGGAAGUCUACCCACAUUCCGUACAGGAACAGCAAACUCACAAGACUGCUCCAGGAUUCCUUGGGAGGCAACUCCAAGACUGUCAUGAUAGCGACAAUAGGACCGUCAGACACGAACUACGUUGAAACGAUAAGUACGCUCCGUUACGCGAACAGAGCGAAGAAUAUCGAGAACAAGACUCACGUGAACAACGAACCUGGAGACGCGUUGCUUACACGAUUCCAACAAGAAAUCGAUCAACUUAAGAAGCAACUGGAAGAAUCAGCUAUUGAUGUGGAAGGAGAGGGCGAAGAAGAACUAUCCGAAGAUACAGAAGACACCCUGACCGAUCCGGAGCUCGAUGUACUGGAUCCAGAAGAGAAGAAGAUCAAACGGAAGCUUAGGAGAGAAGAGAAGGAAAAAGCAAAGAAGGAGAUGGCGCAUCAAGCGCGUAGAGUUCUCGAGGAAAAGAAAGCGGAACUACAAAGGACUAAAAAACAACAAGAAGAACUAAAAGACAAGUUACAACGCCUGGAGUCCAAGGUUUUGGUGGGUGGCGAGAACCUUCUAGACAAAGCUGAUACUCAACGCAAACUAUUGGAACAGGCUUCUAAGGAGUUGGAGCAGAGGAAACUAAUCGAACUUCGCUUGCAAGAAGACUUACAGAAGAAGGAGGCGGAACGAUUGGACCUAGAAGAACGUUACUCCAGCCUGCAAGAAGAGAACGCAGCCAAGACACGUAAGCUGAAACGCGCAGUUCAACUCCUGAAUUCGGCUAAGGCAGAGUUGGCAGAUCAACAAAGGGAACAGCAGCGCGAGAUGGAAGGAAUCCUGGAUGGCAUAAGAGCGCUAAAGAGGGAAUUGCAGUUGGCCGAUCUCGUUCUUGACUCGUACAUUCCGAAAGAGUACCAGGCCCUGAUCGACCAAUACGUCCACUGGAACGAACAGCUUGGCGAAUGGCAAGUCAAGUGCGUCGCUUACACCGGGAACAACAUGGCGCCUCAUCUCACUCACACCGAGAAACGUCACUCACAUCAGAUUGAACCACCAGAUCUCACCGACCGCUUCCUGUCGUACUCGGCGGUGUCUCGUGGUAGCACCAGACUGGCGCGCCCUCUAUCGGCCGUGCCGCGGCCCCACACUGCACUGAGGCAACGACACUAG